Daphnia pulex (common water flea) is the source of this 2554-nucleotide messenger RNA. Its product is annotated as sensor for unfolded proteins in the ER ire1-like. Gene Ontology annotation, molecular function: ATP binding; protein serine/threonine kinase activity; RNA endonuclease activity. Bases 104 to 1900 code for a protein of 598 amino acids. The record is from RefSeq and is a predicted model, not a curated record. Lineage: Eukaryota; Metazoa; Arthropoda; Branchiopoda; Diplostraca; Daphniidae. Gene Ontology annotation, cellular component: IRE1-TRAF2-ASK1 complex. The transcript is spliced from 3 exons. Gene Ontology annotation, biological process: protein phosphorylation; intrinsic apoptotic signaling pathway in response to endoplasmic reticulum stress; IRE1-mediated unfolded protein response.
UGUAUAGUACUGUUAUAUAUUUCUCGCUUCAAAUACCACACCCUUGAAUUGAGCGAAAGUAGACACAUUUAAGUGUUUUUGGCCAGUCAAAUUAUUUGUUACCAUGUUGACCAUUGAUCGUAAAAAGGUUUUAGGAAAGGGAGGUUUCGCAACUGUUUAUGAAGGUGUUUGGGGUGAAACUAAAGUGGCCGUCAAACGAAUUCUUGUAGGGGAUGCUGCAACAACGGAACAAGAAGAGAUGGCCCUGAAAAUGUUGCAUCAUACCAACGUCAUCAAAUUAUUUCACGAGCAGGAGGACCAAGACUUUAAAAUGUUUGUCCUGGAAUUGUGUGAUGCCUCAUUAGAUAGACUAGUUCUCAAAGAAAAUGACCCGAAAAAAUACAGUGGCCCAAUGUCACCAGAAACAGAAGUCCUACUUCAGUUGGCUAAAGGACUCGAGUAUAUUCAUCAAAGGGGAUUAGUCCAUCGCGACAUCAAGCCACAGAACGUGCUCAUCAGCUUGAAUUCUACAACCCGACGAGUGGUAAUGAAAUGGACCGAUUUUGGUUUUAGUAAACUUGUCAACGAAAAAGGUUCUUUCACAAUGAGCGGAGUGAAGGGAACAUACGAUUAUUUCGCACCGGAAAUAUUAAAAUUACUGGACGAGGCCAGUUCUACUGGAAACGAAGAUAAGAAAAAAGGAACAGCCGAGAGCGAUGUAUUUGAAGAAGGUCUUUUAUUUGGCUACUUUAUUUCGGGAGAGGUUCAUCCUUUUGGCACUACAAGUCAUCAAAUUCAAACCAACUUAAGAACAAAUGAGCCAGCCAAUCUUCCGGAAACGGGAACCGAAGUAGAAACGGGAAAAAUUUGUAAUAAUAUAAUCACUGCAAUGUUAGAAAAAGAACCAAGCAUUCGAAUUACUUCGUCCGUUGUCGUUAAUCAACUCACCGAAAUUAUCCUGAAGAAUUCACAGCAGUUGUUCACUUUAAUUGCAAAGGGGAACUCAAGCGUGGAAGAAAUCGGAAAACUGAUUCAAGAAGGUGUGGACCUCAACGUCAAAGACCCAAAUGGAUUGACACCGCUAUUGCGCUUAGUAAAAAACGGAAAGAUAAGUGAAAAUUUGGUUGAAAUAGUUAGUCUCUUGAUCCAACACGGAGCCAACGUCAAUUCACUUGACAGCAACGGUAAAAAUGCUCUCCUGUUCUGGUGCAAAAAUCGCAAACAACAUGAAAACAAAAGUUUUUUGCCAAUCAUCAAUCUCUUUGUUGAAAAGGGGAUUGAUAUCAAUUGCAAAGACAAAGACGGAGAUAAUGCUCUCACCUUAUUGUGCGAACAUUAUGAAAACGAAAAUUUAAUCGACAUUAUUCGACUAUUCAUUCAAAAGGGGAUCGAUGUCAACUGCAAAGACAAAUAUGGACGUAAUGCUCUCAUUUUAGUGUGCGAAAAUUAUGGAAAAGAAAAUUUAAUUGACAUUAUUCGACUUUUGAUUGAAAUUGGGAUCGACAUCAAUUGCAAAACCGAUUGCAGUAUUAAUGCUCUCACCUUAUUGUGCACAUCGUAUCAAAACGCAAAUUUAAUCGACAUUAUUCGACUUUUCAUUCAAAAUGGGAUCGACAUCAAUUGCAAAACCAAAUACGGACGUACUGCUCUCACCAUAUUGUGCGAAAAUUAUAAAAACGAAAAUUUAAUUGACAUUACUCGACUCUUGAUUGAAAAUGGGAUCGAUAUCAAUUGCAAACAAGAAUACGGACGUAAUGCUCUCACUUUAUUGUGCUACUCUUACAAAAACGAAAAUUUAAUUGACGUUAUAAACAUUUUUAUUGAAAGUGGAUUCAAAGUGACUGAAGAAACCCGCACCUGCUUCCAGAGAAAUUAUAAAGGAAAACAUCGCACUCAAGUCUUGCAAUUACUUCAUGUUUAAACAACAUCCAGAUUAACCAGCAAACUAUAACGAAUGGCCGCCAGUUGAUUAGAGUAGAAGAAGGUACCGAGUACGUAGCAGAUUGGAUGGAACUUGGAUGGAGUUGGAAAACAGAUAAGACAAAGAAGAUAGUACGGAUUUAUUGCGUAGACGACUGGACAGAAUUUAAACAAUUGGGUGACGACGGAGCAACAAUUUCAAAAGAAGUUUGCGAUGCUUUUGACAAUUGGGUCAGUUGAUUCGACAAGUAAUUGAAGCUUGCAAGGAAAGUAAGAAUCGUGCGACAGGAUUAAGGAGAGAAUUGAAGAAACUAUAAGGAGUAAAGUAGAGCCAAAAAUAGAGAGGAAAAACAGUUUCAGCGGGAAAUUGAAAAAGCGGAAGGAAAUCUAAGCGAAAAAAAAAAGACUGGGACAACACCAGCAAAUCAAAUUGGGUGUAUUUGGAUUUCGUUUUUGGAAACGUUUGGCAUCAAACAUUCAAGUCCGGCGUCGCCUUUUUGGCCAACCCUUUCCCGACGCAACACAAACCUGGAACUAUUGAAGAUUUUGGCUUAGAUUUAGUAUUUUAGUUGCGGUUAUGUCUCUUCGUGCGUUCAAUCCAAUUUUUAUAAUUCUAUACUUCAUUGAAAAUGAAAUAAAAUUAUUCUUGCUCCAA